ACGACGAGGAAGUGAAUGUAACCUUUUUUAAACCAAAGCGCAGGCAUUCUGCACGGUGAAAGUUAUUUUAUAAAGUAUUAGACAUAACAAUGUAUUUUGUUUGGUAGUCUACAAGGGAGAUUACAAUGUUGGCGUGAAAAAAACAGCAAUGAAUAAGAAAUUACAGUCAUUUUUGACGCUGUGAUAGUUCAGCAAUGUGUUGUCAGGGCAAAAUGUUUACAUCGCUCUUGAUUUACACUCUUCUGUUGCCUCUUGGACAUGCGUCGUUACCUCUCGUUAUCAAUACGUGGCCAUUCAAGAAUGCAACGGCUGCAGCAUGGAGUGUCCUGCAGUCUGGUGGCUCAGUGUUGGAUGCAGUGGAGAAGGGAUGUGCCCGCUGUGAAAUGGAGCAGUGUGAUGGCAGUGUAGGCUAUGGCGGGAGCCCAGAUGAGUCUGGAGAGACCACGCUGGAUGCCAUGAUCAUGAAUGGUGAUACAAUGGAGGUGGGUGCUGUUGCAGACCUGAGAAGAAUCAAGAAUGCCAUUGGAGUAGCGAGAGCUGUGAUGGAGCGCACCGAUCAAACACUGCUGGUGGGAGAGUCAGCGUCUGUGUUUGCUGAAAACAUGGGCUUCAUCGCAGAAGACCUGACUACCAACAAAUCUCUGAAUAUUUUCUCACAGUGGCUGAAGGGUAACUGCCAACCUAAUUAUCGAAAGAAUGUGAUUCCAGAUCCUUCCAAAUCAUGUGGACCCUACAAGCCCAGGGCAACGCUGGAACAGAACAAAAGGGCACGGCAUGUUAAUAUGCGCUCUCACGACACCAUAGGGAUGAUUGCUCUUGAUACAACUGGUCAUGUGGCUGCUGGCACAUCAACCAAUGGACUAACUCACAAAGUUCCAGGUCGUGUUGGGGACUCUCCUAUUGUCGGAGCAGGGGCCUAUGCAGACAGCUCAGCUGGUGGUGCUGCCGCUACUGGAGAUGGUGACAUCAUGAUGCGCUUUCUACCAAGUUACUUGGCUGUGGAGCUGAUGAGGACUGGGGCAGAUCCCUCAGCAGCCUGUAAGACGGCCAUUUCCAGAAUCAAGAGGCAUUACUCCGAGUUUUUUGGGGCGAUCAUCUGUGCUAACACAACAGGCCAUUAUGGUGCGGCUUGUAACAAAGUCGAUGGCUUCUCCCAGUUCCACUUCAUGGUGUCAAACCCAGAGUCAGACACACCACUCCUGAAAUCUGUGGACUGCUUUUAAAUUGAUAAUGAUAGUAUGCUAUAUUUUUUAUACCAAUGGUUUUAACCCAUAAAUAAAUUGUUUAAUUGCGUUUUUUGACUUGUUUAGAUCCUUUAUUACAUUUAUCACAAGGCUUCCUCAUGAUAACU
Molecule: messenger RNA, 1351 nt
Organism: Scomber scombrus (Atlantic mackerel)
Lineage: Eukaryota; Metazoa; Chordata; Actinopteri; Scombriformes; Scombridae
Gene: aga
Product: aspartylglucosaminidase
Exons: 9
Coding region: 195-1223 (342 amino acids)
Biological process (GO): protein deglycosylation
Cellular component (GO): lysosome
Molecular function (GO): N4-(beta-N-acetylglucosaminyl)-L-asparaginase activity
Source: RefSeq, a predicted model, not a curated record